CGGCUCCGCCGGAAGGGGCUGGUGGGGGGCGGGAAAGGCGCCAAGUUCUUUUUGAACAAUGACAGCGACAAUGGCGGCGGCGGGCGGCGGGGCGGGGAGCAAGAUGACAAGGAGGAGCCGCUGAUGACGGACACGGAUCUGGUGUGCAUCUGCAUCGCCGCCUUGCUGCACGAUGUGGGCCACCCCGCGUUCUCGCACAUGUUCGAGGAGUUCAUGCGGACGUCUGGGUGUAGCGCCAACAAUAUGCAUUGCAAAAGCAUCGCAUUAGUAGUAAUUGCAUUACAAAUUUGCUUAGCAUUACAAAUGAAAUUUGUAAUGCUGUUUUACCUUUUGUCAUGCUGUACUACCAGUACGAUACUUUUGCAGAGCAUAAACAAGAAGCUGGACCGAAAGAAAAUCGAAGCAGUGUUUGACGCGGGCAGCGUAUCCGAGGACGGGUAUAGAGUUGUACUUUUUGGAGAUAAAUGCAACUUACUAUACUUCAACUUCAGGACUUUUUUUUUGGUUCUGCUCGUCCUGGAACACUUUAUCACUCUAUAGAUAACUUCAAAUUAAAAUUAUCAACAUAACCGCUAGUACACGAAAGAAUCAUCUAUCAUCUAUGGUGUGUUGAUAAGUAUUGACUUUCUUCAGAAUAAGUCAACUUCUAGUAUAUACCGCCCUUUUUUAUCAGCCUUGAGGCACGCGUUCCAAACAGUUCUUGGGACCACGAGGACGCGUCGCUGUUGCUUGCCAAGCAGAUGUUUGCGGACCUGCAAGAGGUGUUGAUCGCGGAAAAUAUCACCAAACUGGACCAGCAGUUCAUUCUCGAACUCAUCCACCCGCCAAAGAAAAAGCUCCUGAAAGCGCUCCAAAACGGCACGCUGUACAAGGAGUGGCCGCUGCUGAUCAAGGGCCGGGACAUUUCCAAGGCCUGGAUGGUGGAAAUUGUGUCCAAUUGGAGGUGCGGUUUGGAUAUGCAUUGCAAAAUUAUCGUACUACUUGGUAUAAAUUGCAUCACAAAUUUUUUUCAAGAAGAAAAAUAAAUGCAAUUUGUAAUGCAAUUAUACCUAAAACGGGAUAUUUGUCAUGCACGAUAACAAUUACUACGAGUAUGAUACUUUUUCAAUGCAUAUUGGACGUGGACCGGUUUGACUAUUUUUUGCGGGACGCGUACCACUUGGGCGUGAAGAUUCAGUUCGAUUUGUCCUAUCGCAAGAAAAAACUGUUUCACUGUGAGCUUGUAAUGCAGAAACUGUAUCUGAGAAGUGUUUGUUUUGCUACACAUGCAAGACAAUGGAUUUUUAGCUGUCUUUUCCCUUAGGAAUCUAGCAUGGCAAAUUUUCUCUGUGAUGUAGAGCAAACUUGUGAUGCAGAACUCGCAAAAUCCUUACAGUGAAACACUUUUUUCGUACGAUAUGUCCCGGUACUUGAACAAUGUCUCCGUCGCGGAAUACGACUACGAGGAGAAAGUAUCAAAUGUAAAAAUGUCUGGGUCUGGAAGAUUGCAACUUGUCAUGCUAAAUCUGCAGCAUGCAAAAAUCUGUGUUGCAUGAGUGCCAAAAGUCGUCCAGUUUUGACCAAGUCGGGAGGUAGUUUGUCAUGCAGGACAGGCAUUAGAAAGGUCUCGCAGAAUCUGUCAUGCUAGGUCCUGCAUUCCAGACCUUAUGGGUCAUGGAAAAGCAGCAUGACAAAUCGCGCAUUCUUCCAGAGGACCCAGACAUUUUUACAUUUGAUAGAAAGUUUUGCAAGAAGUAAUUGCGGACGAUUUAGAACUACAGGAUGUGGUGGAUAGUACUGAACAAGCCAGCAGCGGGGCGGUGCCUGCAGCGACUUCGUCAUCUUCCACCUCCUCUUCUUCAAUGGCCUUGCCGCUUGGUAGUAGUUCAACAUCUACUUCUGCAGCCGAGCAGUCCGCGACCUCUGAUAACGUCCCGGACACGGUUUCCGUCGGCGCGGCGAGCAGUGUCCCAACUACAAUCCUUGACCCGAAUCUGCUGACGCCGCCGCCGAAGAGUAAAACCAAAAAGAUGAUGAAAAUCGUGCCCGUUGUCAGGAAGCUCCGCACGCUGGGCGUCCUGCGGAAAGACGCGGACAUGCUCCAGCGAGAUUUUUUCGAGCAACGACAGCAGCUGCACAAGCAGGCGUAUCAGCACCGGACCACGAAGAAAGUCGAGCACCACUUGCUGGAGAUUCUGAAAAUCCUGAACAACAGUCCAACCGUCCGGAUAAAAAACAAAAAGGGCGAGCCGGUCCGGUUGAGCCAAGCGGCCCGCUUGGACGAGAAAAAUUGGGACCCCUACGCGUACGCGCAGCUGACGGACAGCAUGAUAUCCACUUUGUUAAAUUCCGGUGGUCUCUACCUGGCGCCGGCGAAGGAGGACGACGACUUGACCGAUUUAUCAACUGCAAAUAUGUCUGGCUGUGGAAACUUGUCAUGCUGGGUGGCGUAUCAUGAUGAGGCCGCAAGUGCUGGCUCAGCAUGACAGGUUUCUGAGUUUCUAGGUGUUGCCUACGUACUCUGCAUGACAAACUGCGUUUCUGCAUGACAUAAAAAUGGAGCUCUUGGGUAUGCGUGCAUGACAGAAUCAAGAGUCAUGCCAGACAAGCAUGACAAACAUGCAUUCUUCCAGACCCAGACACUUUUGCACUUGAUACGACUGCGGAUUGUCCGAUGUGGAUUAUCCCGAUAGCUCCCCGACCGCGGCAGGCACGUCGCUUGUGAACAAAGACAAGAAGGAACAACAGCCCGACGUUGACAAAAAGCUCCUGCAUGCGCAGCGGCUGUACAAGGCGACGGUGCAGGAACGGCGACUGAUGCGCAACGUGGGCGUCGCGGACUGCUCCUGGGCGCCGAUGAAUUUUCUGCAGACGCCGGAGGAAAAGGAGGCACUCAAGGAGAGAAUCGUUGGUGCGGCGAUUUUAUGGAUUGUGAAGAUGUCUGGGUCUGGAAACUUGUUAUGCUGGGUGGCGUAUCAUGAAGAGGCCACAAGUGCUGGCGCAGCAUGACAAGCUUUUGAGCUUCUAGGUGUUGCCUAUUCUGCAUGAGAAACUGCGUUUCUGUAUGACAGCAAAAUGGGGCUCUUGGGUAUCGUGCAUGACAGAUUUAAGAGGCAUGCCAGACAAGCAUGACAAACAUUAACAUGCACUCUUCUAGACCCAGACAUGUUUGCAUUUGACACAUUUCGGGGAGGCUGAAAGCGUUAAUGCCUACGACCGGGAAGAGUCGGUCGCUUUCGAAACACGAAAUGAAAAAACAGCUACACGUCGUGCUCGCGCAUUACCACCAGGGUAUUGUUUUGAUUUUUCCUUACUUUCGGGGGACUGUCUUUUCUUUGCAAUCCGCUAGAAGAUCAUGAAGAUAUUAUCGGACUGAUUUCUUGAUCUUGUUGAAGAAGACAGAUACUAAAUAUAGACCGCAACGAUAACUACAUAAGUCGUUAUAUUUUUAUAUUUAUUCCAGGUGCCGGCGAAGAGCGGCCUAUGAAGUGGACGCUGCUGUUAGACCCGAAACUUGGGAACCACUGCUUGGGCAAAGACACGCAGGACCGAUUGUCGCAGUUGUUUGAGCCGGAAAUUUUGGAAAAGAUCGAGGCCCAAAAGUACAUGCAGAAGACGCUGUUCGUGUUUUGGCACGCCCCGUCCAAGUACGACGAAAGUCUGGAGACGCUGAUGCCGGAACUGGUGCCGGAGGACGAGGCAGUCAUGCUGAAGCGCAUGUGCCGCUCCCUCAUGGAUUGGCUCAAGGAGCAGGGACCGGAGGAGGAAGGUACUUAUUUUUCAGAUGCAGAUGCUUGCGUGCUGAAGAUCAAGAUGUCGCGACAGCAGAUUGCGCAGACGUUGAUGAAAUCUUGGCACUUUUUCAAGCUCUUUCAACGAAAACGACGGAUGAUUUAUGGAUCACUUCGUGUCGGUCCUCCAAAAACUAAAACCUUCGACCCCGCCAGAUAUCUCCGGGCCGCAAACCCCGGUAGACCAGGAGCCGGGAAACGCCGGCGCGGGGCGCAUGAGCCGUCCCCGAGCAGAGGCUGCCACUGGGAUUCUCCUUUCCCCGGGUAUCAAAUGCAAAAAUGUCUGGGUCUGGAAACUUGUAAUGCUGCGCUGGGAAUAGUAAAUGCUCUGUAAUGCACAGCCAAGCAUGAGAAAUAUCUGCGCCUCUUUCUGUUGCGUUUUUCGCAUGACAAACUGCGUUUUUGCAUGACAGGCAAAAGGGUCUCUUCUUGGACACGCAUCACAAACUUUUUGGUCAUGCCAGACAAGCAUGACAAGUGUCGCAAUCUUCCAGACCCAGACAUUUUUGCACUUGAUACCGGGGCCCCGGGCGCAAAACUCCAACGCGCCGGUCGACGCAGCUGCAAACGGAGAGGCGGGGGCGUCGACACAGCAUAUUCAAACUGGUGCUGCUUCCUCCUCGUCCUCCUCUACUGCACAAGGCCAAGCUGCGCGACCGGGCGCGAAGCGGAAGCCGCGCGUGUUAAAACGAGUCAUCGACAUUCAGUCUUCCGCGGUUUUGGGUCCGGACGAUGCCCACAUGGCCCCGCACGAGCGCGGACGAAAUAUGGCGCGGGAACUGGCCCAGAUCAGCGAGGCAGAAUCUGUGCGACAACCGAGCGGGUGAAGGGACCACUUGAGGUAGUUUUCAAUCGCUUUGGGUGUGGUAUCUUUCCAAAUGCAACAAGAAGCGGCUUCUCAACGCAAGUUAUUACAACUUGAGUACGAUCUUCCAAAACGAUAGCGACAUUUCAUCUCGGUCUCGCGCGACAAUCGUCCUCCGCAUAGUUCACGCCUGAUCUCUAUUCGCCCACUUUUAUAUCACGCACUUGUAAUCCAAAUCUUUAUCUCGACAGAAAUUAUGGCGACAAAUAAACCUGAAACAGUAAGUAGCAGUAGAGGUCUUGUUUUGCAACUUUACUGUGAAAGUAAGCAAGCCAAAAAAACUUUGACUUGCUUGGCUCAAAACGGAACAAGAUUUUGCCUCCCAGCCUCUUCGUGCUUGGCAAAAUGAAUUUCUAUACCCCCGACCACCAGAUCUGGACGACGGUAGUACGCGACUUCCUCGCUUUGAACCUUAUUUGAGAGGACCCAAAAAUUACCUUGAGACGGCCGCCUGGAAAAAGACGCUUCUUUCUUUGGCUAUUCAAAGUACUUCGGAUUUGUUCUCGAUGAUGUUGAUGCAAUCUGACUUUAAGGUCAGAGCGACCAUUUUCG
Amoebophrya sp. A120 is the source of this 5187-nucleotide messenger RNA. Lineage: Eukaryota; Dinophyceae; Syndiniales; Amoebophryaceae. The record is from the annotation of a GenBank genome assembly.